AUGGUCUGUACGAGUACCCCGUUGAGUGUGCCGUCCUACUUUGAUGGUAGUAAUUAUGCCAAUUUGAAAGUUAGGAUGAGGGCAUUCUUGAAAUCUAUGGAUGAAAGGAUUUGGUUGAAUGUAGUUGACGAUUGGUCUGCCCCUAGUACAACGGUUGACAAUGACGUUACUCCCAGCCCUAUAGAAAAUUGGUCUAAGGCUGAACUAGAUAAAUGCAACUGGAAUAGCAAAGCCCUUCAUGCCCUCUUUAUGGCUAUUUCUCCGAGGAAUUUAGGAGAGUGUCCAUUGGCUACUAGGUUUGAAGAGAUCAAGAUGAGAGAGGAUGAAACCUUUGAUAUAUUUUAUGCUAGCAUAAAUGACAUUGUGAAUUCAUCUUUCAACCUAAGUGAGAAAAUCCCCAAGCCUAAGAUAAUUCCCAACAGUAAGGACAUAGACACUAUCAAGCUAGAAGAGCUAGUUAGAUCCAUCCAGACCUAUGAGCUGACUGUAAGGAACCCAGCUAAAGAAAAAUCCUUGGCCUUGAAAUCUGCCAAGAAUAAUCAGACCGAAUCUUCUGAUUCAAAUUCACCCAAUGAUGAGGAGAUGGCCUACCCAGCUAAAAAAUUUCGUAAGAUGCUUAGGAAUAAGAAGAAGCUACAAGAGAAAUCGAGAGCUAGUGUGAGUAAAUCUAGGAGAAGAUCUAAAUCUAUGAGGUGCCAUAACUAUCAAGGUGUAGGUCAUGUUAAGAGAGAGUGCCCUAGUGCUAAGAUAAUUAAAGAGAAAGCUAUGAAUACUACUCUUACUGAUAACGAGUCUAGCUUGGACAAUCAGAGUGAGAAAUCCACUCAUGAGGAAAGUGAAAAAUUUGUUGCCUUCGUUGCUAGGUUUAAGAGUGGAUCCGAACAGGGAAAUGAGAGAGAUGAGGACUUAGAUAGUGGUGAAGAUUCUAGUGAUGAGUCUGAGCUACAUUUGGAGAAAGCUAAGUUAGAAUCAUACGUUAAGGAGUCUUCCACAAUCUUGAGUGAGCUUAAGUCGAUAAAUGAAUCAUCAAAGUCUCAGGUUAAAAAUCUAAGUAGUGAGCUUGAGAGGUCCUCUAAGAGAAUCGGUGAGUUGACUGCCAUAAAUGAGACUUUAGACAUUCAGGUUGUGAACCUUGUGAGUGAAUUAGAGCAUUAUAAGCCUCAACUUCUUCCUUUCAAUAGUGGGUUGUCUAAGUUAGAUAACAUGCUAGGUAUCGACAAGCCGAUCGAAAAUAGGAGAGGUCUAGGAUAUAAAGGAAAAGAUCAUGAUGAUAGAGGUCUACUAGAUAGCAUAGGACUCGUCGACCUAGAAAUAGAUGUUAGAGUUCACAUAACACAGGUCAUAUCCGCUCUAGAUAUCAUCAUUACUAAACAAAAGGAAAACAUGAACUUGAAAAAGAAUAAGAAUCGUGUAUCUAUUGGAAACAUGUUUAACAAGGAAUGCAAGAAACAGAGUUUGGGUAGAUUAGAUUUUUGCUUUUACUAUCUUGUCUUUAUUGUUAGUUUUGUCACAGAAUGCCAAAGGGAGAUAUUAUCCAAGAACAAAUUCAUCGAUGGAAUCGUCUCCAUUAAUCUUGUGAUCCAGCAACCAAGUUUUGGAAAACAUCAAAGUGAAUUACAAGCACAAGAACCGAUGGUUCUUGAUGUUUCACUUAGAGAGACAUUUAGCACGAGACCAAGAGGCCGUAGGAGAAAGUAG
Molecule: messenger RNA, 1698 nt
Organism: Olea europaea var. sylvestris
Lineage: Eukaryota; Viridiplantae; Streptophyta; Magnoliopsida; Lamiales; Oleaceae
Exons: 10
Coding region: 1-1698 (565 amino acids)
Molecular function (GO): zinc ion binding; nucleic acid binding
Source: RefSeq, a predicted model, not a curated record